AUCAUUCAAACAGAGAACUAACGACUAUAUAUGUAGGGUACUAGGUAGAUGAAGUUCUUCAAGUGAAGACCAAUACACUAUGAAACAAAUGGGUGGUGGUUCCCUAUUUUCUCUUCACAUUAUUGUUUCAUUACUUUUCCUUUUCAUGUUCUUGCUAGAACCGGUCUAUGGAACCAAAAAGUGUUAUAUUGUGUACUUGGGAGCACAUUCUCAUGGUCCUAACCCUACAUCUCUUCAACUUGAAAUUGCUACCAAUUCUCAUUAUGAUUUACUAAGUUCAACUUUGGGAAGCCGGGAGAAAGCGAAAGAAGCAAUCAUUUAUUCAUAUAACAAACACAUCAAUGGCUUUGCUGCUCUACUUGAAGAGGAACAAGCAACAGAUAUUGCAAAAAAGGCAAACGUAGUGUCUGUGUUCUUGAGCAAAUCUCAUAAACUGCAUACUACUCGGUCAUGGGAAUUUCUUGGACUGCACCGAAAUGGAAACACUGCAUGGCAAAAAGGAAGAUUUGGUGAAAACACAAUAAUUGCAAACAUUGACACUGGUGUUUGGCCGGAAUCCAAGAGUUUCAGCGACAAAGGAUUUGGCCCUAUACCAUCAAAAUGGCGUGGCGGCAAAGCCUGUCAAAUUAGACAAUUUGAAAAAUUCAAGAAAAAUCCUUGCAACAGGAAGCUAAUUGGAGCCAGAUUCUUCAGCAAAGCUUAUGAAGCAUAUUAUGGCAAGCUCCGUCCAUCCUUACUUACCGCACGCGACUUUGUAGGCCACGGAACUCACACUCUAUCAACGGCUGGUGGAAACUUUGUUCCAGGUGCAAGUAUAUUUGCUAUUGGCAACGGUACUGUAAAAGGUGGUUCGCCAAGAGCUAGAGUUGCAACCUACAAAGUAUGUUGGUCUCUAACAGAUGCUGCUGACUGCUUAGGUGCUGAUGUGUUGGCUGCUAUUGAUCAAGCCAUUAGUGAUGGUGUUGAUAUAAUCUCACUUUCGGCUGCUGGCCAGUACCUUGUUAAUCCCGAAGAUAUUUUUACCGACGAGGUUUCAAUAGGUGCAUUUCAUGCACUUUCUAGAAAUGUAUUAUUGGUUGCUUCUGCAGGAAAUGAUGGACCAACACCAGGAAGUGUUGUGAAUGUAGCUCCAUGGGUAUUCACAAUUGCUGCAAGUACAUUAGACAGAGACUUCAGCAGUACUAUUACUUUUGGCAACAAUCAACAAGUGACGGGAGCCAGUCUUUUUGUAAACUUGCCACCAAACAAAGCCUUUACUUUGAUUCUUGCUACGGAUGGUAAGCUUGCCAAUGCGACAAAUCGUGACGCACGACUUUGUAGGCCUGGAACUCUUGAUCCUUCAAAAGUGAAGGGUAAUAUAGUGGAAUGUGUUAGAGAAGGGAAAAUAAAAUCAGUUGCUGAGGGUCAAGAAGCUUUAUCAGCGGGCGCAAAGGGAGUGCUUUUAAGAAAUCAACCUAAAAUUAGUGGAAGAACACUUCUUUCUGAGCCUCAUGUUUUGUCUACUGUCAACUCUAAUAAAGUCGUUCAUCGGAACUCAACACCAAAAAAGGAUUACCCCUCUACUGCCUAUGACAUAACUUCAAUGGACUCUAAAUUAAAAACAGGUACUACGGUAAGGUUUUCAGGAGCAAAAACUUUCUAUGGAAGAAAGCCAGCUCCAGUAAUGGCUUCAUUCUCAUCUAGAGGACCCAAUAAGAUUCAGCCAUCAAUACUCAAGCCUGAUGUAACCGCACCGGGUGUGAACAUACUUGCUGCCUAUUCACUAUCCGCAAGUGCAUCCAACUUACUAACAGACAAUCGCCGAGGAGUUCCAUUCAAUGUACUGCAAGGAACCUCUAUGUCUUGCCCUCAUGUGGCUGGAAUCGCGGGACUUAUCAAAACACUCCAUCCGACUUGGAGUCCAGCAGCUAUUAAAUCAGCUAUCAUGACCACAGCAACCAAACUUGAUAACACGAACAAGCCAAUUCAGGAUGCGUUUGACAAAAAACUGGCAACUCCAUUUGCUUAUGGUUCAGGGCAUGUACAACCUGAUCCUGCAACAGAUCCUGGACUAGUUUAUGAUCUAGGCAUUAAGGAUUACUUGAACUUCCUAUGUGCUUAUGGCUACAACCAACAGCUCAUUUCAGCACUUAAUUUCAAUGGCUCAUUUACCUGUUCAGGAUCACAUAGCAUAACAGACUUGAACUACCCUUCAAUCACAUUACCAAAUCUUGGUUUAUAUGCCGUUAAUGUGACUCGCACAGUCACCAAUGUUGGAUCACCAAGUACAUAUUCUGCAAAAGUCCAUUUGCCUGGAUAUAAAAUUGCUGUCGUACCUAAUUCCUUGAGUUUCAAGAAAAUUGGUGAAAAGAAAACAUUCCAGGUUAUUGUGCAGGCAACCAAUGUGACUCCAAGGCGGGAAUACCAAUUCGGGGAUUUGCAAUGGACUGAUGGAAAACACAUUGUAAGAAGUCCUAUCACAGUUAAGCGCAGAUAAACAAUCUCUACAAAACGCGUUUUGUCAUGAUAUAAGUUGGAAUAAAAAGUGUUGGUUGUAGAAUAUUUAUCAAUUAGACACCAACAGUAAGGUUUAUUUUAUUUUUGCGUGUUUUGAUCCAAUGUGAAGCAUGGACUGCUCGCGUUAGUUUCCCUUUGUUUUGUGUGUUUUUCUUGAAAUAAAAGUGGGUUGAAUCAUGUUUGAAGGGUAUGAGCAAUCAGCCUUUGAUGCUUUGAGGAGGUCAUGGCAUUUAUGAGAUGAAACAAGCUUGAUGAGGAAGAAAUUCAAGAAGGGAAUAUGCUUUGAGACAAAGUAUAAUUAUAAUGCAAAGAGGAAAUGUGCUUUGAAAAAAGGAAUAAUUCUAAUUCAGUGCAUUGUCUUUUCUUCUCUAGUAACUUCAAUAAUACCGAUCAUCUUUUUCCUAUAAAUGUGUCAUGCCCAAAGAAAUAAAUUCAGAAGAUUUUGGUUGAAAAGUUACAAUUGUGUAUUUGUGAGAUUAAACCUCUUUUUGGUUCUUGAUACAUUUGGCAAUUUAUGUGGAAGCACAUGUUAAUGUAUCUGAGUAUUAGGAUUUCAUGUUAUCAAUAGGUUGUGUGUUAUUCUG
Messenger RNA from Vicia villosa (hairy vetch), 3080 nucleotides. Its product is annotated as subtilisin-like protease Glyma18g48580. The transcript has 11 exons. The record is from RefSeq and is a predicted model, not a curated record. Lineage: Eukaryota; Viridiplantae; Streptophyta; Magnoliopsida; Fabales; Fabaceae. Gene Ontology annotation, biological process: proteolysis. The coding region runs from base 80 to 2476 and encodes 798 amino acids. Gene Ontology annotation, molecular function: serine-type endopeptidase activity.